CUUACCAAGUACCAUCAGUUGCCGAUGUCAUGCCAGUCGAGCGCAGUUGGCUCGUCUGCUAACACUAGAUACAGUUAUUUGGGUUAUAAGCUCGAUAAAAUUCGCUUUUAACUUAUUUUAUGUUUGUGAUUUUCGAACUUUUUAAAUGAUACUUAAAACUGGUGUACUAAUUAAAUUUUUAAUAUAGCAGAUCUCCAUUUUGCUUAAGACUUACUACAGCAUGGAGGCGAGAAAAAACAUAUUUUUAAUAUACUUUUUGCUGGCUGGUUCGACAUUUGCGCAAUCUUUUCAUAAUCCAAGCUUAAAUGGAGAAGAAACGUCAACCAAUCUAGGUGAAGUGGAAUCACGUGAAAAUGCUCCAGACUUAGAGUUUCAAUAUCACGAUCAUGAUCAGAUGACGCGGUAUCUACGUGCAGUUUCUGCCAAAUAUCCUGAACUCACAGCUUUAUAUUCCAUUGGGAAGUCGGUACAAGGUCGAGAUCUAUGGGUGAUGGUCGUCUCUGUGUCUCCAUACGAGCACAUGAUUGGGAAGCCUGAUGUUAAAUAUGUGGCUAACAUACAUGGUAACGAAGCGGUAGGACGGGAGCUCCUUCUACAUCUUAUACAGUAUCUAGUGACGUCGUAUGCAACUGAUCCGUACGUGAAAUGGCUGUUGGACAACACACGUAUUCACUUAAUGCCCUCAAUGAAUCCUGAUGGUUUCGCAAUAUCGAGAGAAGGACAAUGCGACACCAUACAUGGCAGGCACAAUGCACGUCGUCAUGAUUUGAACAGGAAUUUUCCCGAUUUUUUCAAAGCGAAUACAAAACAGCCUCAGCCAGAAACGGAAGCAGUGAAACAAUGGAUCAGCAAAAUACAGUUCGUUCUCUCUGGGUCGCUGCAUGGCGGUGCUCUGGUCGCGUCUUAUCCUUUCGACAACACUCCCAGUUCUAGAAUAUGCAGAUCAUCAGUUCUGUGUUCUGUGUUUCAAAACUAUGAACACACGCCGUCAAUAUCUCCUGAUGAUGAUGUCUUCAAACAUUUGUCCUUGGUAUACUCUAAAAACCAUGCCAAAAUGUCUCGAGGUGUCUCUUGCAAAUCGGGAUCACCAAGAUUCGAAAAUGGCAUUACAAAUGGAGCGGCCUGGUAUCCACUGACAGGUGGCAUGCAAGACUACAACUACCUGUGGCACGGAUGUAUGGAAGUCACUUUAGAAAUAUCUUGCUGUAAAUAUCCCCCAGCCCACGAAUUACCCAAAUACUGGCAAGACAAUAAACAGUCUCUUAUAAAAUACUUAGCGGAAGUACACCGAGGUGCCCACGGUUUUGUCAUGGAUGAAAAUAAUAAUCCAGUAGAGCGCGCAGCUAUCAAAAUCAAAGGACGAGAUGUCAAUUAUCAUACUACGAACUUCGGAGAAUUUUGGCGCAUUCUUUUACCCGGAACGUACCGCAUGGACAUUUCGGCGGAAGGAUAUUUACCACAAGAAGUAGAAUUUAUUGUUAUUGAUAGCCAUCCAACGCUAUUAAAUGUUACUUUGCGUUCCGCGAAGGAUGUUACAACCCGUCCAACAACAAGCGAAUCUGAAGAAGCGAUGACCACCUCAAUCAUUACAACCACAAUGGACCCUGAAGAAACUAUUGUUUUUCCUGAAGACUAGUUACGAUUUCUCCUAAGGACAAACAACGCAUAGAUGGAGGUCCAUACUACAGACCCCUGCCACCACCGCCGCGUGCUCCUCCAGUGCCCACACCUUCUACCGGGAUCUUCGCAUCUCUUACCAACUCUUUCAAUAACAUGGUGUCGAAUUUCUUUGGUUAAAAGCAAUUUAAAAGAUCUUUUAUUAUGUUAAACAUCCAAAGAAUUUAAUAGUAUCAAAAUGUUAAAAUAAAUAGCCUCUAAAUAGUUUGUUUAAUAGGAAAAAUGUAAAAUUUAUUACACAAUAAAUCUACUUAGAUACAUAUUAUUAUGUACAUUCUCGUACAUUUCUGACACUAAAACUUAUAUCUUGUUCCAAAAUAGUCAAAUACUUUGUUGAAAUUGUUGUCUCAACUCUAAGAUCUCCUUUAGAUCGAUAAAUGUCUUUAGUUCGAAAUUAAGUUGUAAAUAGUAGUAGUAGCAAUGUUUCUAGAACUAUUUAUUUUAUAAUUGUGUACCUAUUUAAUUAAAUUUGUUGCA
Messenger RNA from Bombyx mandarina (wild silkworm), 2154 nucleotides. Its product is annotated as carboxypeptidase D. The record is from RefSeq and is a predicted model, not a curated record. Gene Ontology annotation, biological process: peptide metabolic process; protein processing. NCBI's taxonomy places the organism in Eukaryota, Metazoa, Arthropoda, Insecta, Lepidoptera, Bombycidae. Gene Ontology annotation, molecular function: metallocarboxypeptidase activity; zinc ion binding.